AUGAGCAAGAAUCUACUUUCGGUACCGCAGAUCAACAAGCACGGCAAGUUUCAAGUCGUGUUCGACGGUACCAAGAUGUUUGUCGCUCGCAAAGGAUCGCAACAAGUGGUGGCAACAGCAUAUCUUGUGGAUGGCCUUUGCUGGCUUCACACAGCUCAUCGAUCGGCCAAUGCGACAACAAACGGAUGCAACGGUGCCGACUUACAUGCGCGGAUGGGACACGCUUCAGCUGAUGUGCUUCGCAAAAUGGUGGCCACGAACAUGAUUAAGGAUGUGAAGGUACCUCUCACGUCAAGUGGAUCAAGCGCAUGCCGAGGAAGUCAACAAGGGAAAAUGGUCCAAAAACCAUUCCCAUGCAGCCAGGACAAGCGCAGAUACGACACCUUCGAGCUACUUCACGUCUACAUCUGCGGACCCAUGGAGAUGAAAUCUCUGGGUGGCAGCAAGUUUCUACUGCUGAUCGUUGACGAAGCCAGUGGAUGCAUGAAGGGCUUCUGUCUACGUGUGAAGUCGGAGAGUGAAAACUACAUCACACGAUACAUCAAGAUGGUGAAAGCGCAGCUUGGCAAGAAGGUCAAGCUCGUCCGACACGACGGAGCCCGCGAGUUCGCAACCAACUCGCUUCAAGAAUUCUACGAAGAUGAAGGCAUUGAGCAGCAGACGACGGUGCCAUAUGCACACCAGACUAACGGCACGGCAGAGCGCGCCAUUCGGACUAUCGUCACAAUUGGUCGCAGCAUGCUCCACCAUGCUAAGCUGGAAAAUUAUGCACAAGACUCCGUUCGAGAUCGUCCACAACUCCAAGCCAAGUGUCAAGCACAUGCGGGUGUCGGUUGUCAGGUUUACAUACUGAUACCGAAGGAGAAGCGGCUCAAGUGGGACCCCAAGGCUCGCACUGGGAUAUUCCCGGGCUACGAAGAAGUAUCCAAAGCGUACCGCGUUUAUGACAUCGAGGCGGGGCAGGUGGCCAUCAGUCGCGAUGUCAACUUUGACGAGUCUGCCUUUGGACUUUCGCCGCCAGCCACCGAUGAAGACGCCGAUGACCUUGACUUCGACUCCCUCGAUCUGGAUGAUGAAGCGCCAGGUCAAGCGCAGUACAAGCAAACAGGCAAGCGCAAGAGUCGUCCCCAUGAUGAAGGAGUACCAACUCCACCCACGCGCACAGUGAGUCAACGGCCUGGACUAGAAGAAUCAAGUGCGCCAGACAGUCACACGACCCACCAAGAAGAGGAUGAAGAAACAAAGAAUGCUGAUGCAUCGACUCCGCCUGUGUUUUGCGUGCGAGUGCGAACGCCAUCGAAGCAGCAGUAG
Messenger RNA from Peronospora matthiolae, 1311 nucleotides. NCBI's taxonomy places the organism in Eukaryota, Oomycota, Peronosporomycetes, Peronosporales, Peronosporaceae. The record is from the annotation of a GenBank genome assembly.